AACAAAGUCAUUUUAAUUUAACAGUUGGGGUUCAGGAGUUUAGGCUUCAUUGAAAUCUCUCUUCGCCUCUCUUUCUCUCUCUUCCUGGUGCUCCAUCUUAUUGCCGAACAAGAAGAAAACUCAGCAGCUAAUUACUGAAAAGGAAGUAUGACGGUACGACAUUAGUAGGUUAUCAGUACAAGUUUUGUGAGGAUAUUAGAGUAGUAUGUACUAUGUGGAGUAGUUGUUUAAUGGUUCAGCAAUUUCCUUCAAUAUUAGGGUUUUUGUAAUUCAUGAGAAGAUAUGCACCAAUUUUUUUAAGGAAAUUAUCAUAUAAUAAUCUUAAAGGUUUGGUUCAUGCGAAGGAUUGUCAUGAGCAGUUUUCGAUUUCCUUUGGAGAUCAGGCUUUCUGCCUGUCAACUAGGUCCCAUGUUUGGGAAUGUGAAGAAGGAAAACACAUUGAUGCAAUUCGAAUACCCCAUGAUGGGGAACUUCUCCUCAAGGAUAGGGGUUUUAGGACAAGUCAACAAGUGCUUGAACUUGUUCAACGAGGUUGUCUUCAACCUGACCCCUUUUUGUAUAACAGAUUACUGAAAGAAUGUGUGGAGUUGGGUGAUCUUAGAGAAGGCAGAAAUGUUCACGCACAUGUCCUUAAUUCUGAAUUCAAGGAAGAUAUUGCUACCCAGAAUAGCAUCAUCGACAUGUAUGCUAAGUGCGGAGAAUUGGGUGAGGCUCGAAAAUGUUUUGAUGAGAUGCCAACUAAGGACAUUGUUACUUGGACUACUAUGAUUAUCGCUUAUACAAAGAAUGGUAGGCUUAAGGAAGGUCUUUCUUUGUUUCCUAAGAUGCUUUAUUACGGCUUGAAACCUAACAACUUUACCUUCUCCAGCCUCCUCAAGGCCUCCGGAGCAAUAACUAAUGCCAAACAUGGAAUGCAUAUACAUGCUUUUUGCAUCAAAUAUAAUUGUGAGUCAGAUGUCUAUGUUGGAACUUCUCUUGUGGAUAUGUAUGCAAGAUGUGGUUAUAUGGAUGAAGCACAAUCAAUAUUUGACAGACUUGUGUGCAGAAAUGAGGUCUCUUGGAAUGCCCUAAUUGUUGGCUAUGUUAGAGAGGACAGAGGAGAGGAAGCUCUGAAAUUGUUCCAAAGGAUGAAAAGGGAAGAUUUUGAGCCUAGUGAUUUUACAUAUUCCAUUGUGCUCAAUGCAUGUGCCAGCGCAGGAGUUUUUGACCAAGGCAAGUGGAUGCAUGUUCAUGUGAUAAAAUCCGGGAUGAGGCUUGUUGCUUUUGUUGGGAAUACUCUUCUUCAUAUGUAUGCAAAGUGUGGGAGCAUUGAGGAUGCAGAAAAGGUGUUUACUAGAUUGACAGAGCGAGAUGUUGUUUCGUGGAAUUCGUUGUUGACUGGCUAUGCCCAACAUGGUCUAGGGCACAAAUGUUUGAAGCAGUUUAAGAACAUGCUCAAAAGUGGAAUAGAACCUAAUGCAGUAACAUUUCUUUGCUUGCUUACUGCUUGCAGCCAUGCUGGGCUCUUGGAACAAGGACAAUAUUAUAUUAGCAUGAUGAAAAGAUAUGGUAUAGAGCCUAACAAUGAGCAUCAUGUCACAGUUGUCGAUUUACUUGGUCGAGCUGGUAAACUUGAUCAAGCGAUGAACUAUAUUAGGGGUAUGCCCAUUCAACCUGUUGCAGAGAUAUGGAAAUGUCUGCUAAGUGCAUGUAGGACGCAUAGGAACUUGGACUUGGGUGUUUAUGCCGCUGAACGUGUUUUUGAACUCGAUCCUUAUGACUCGGGUCCCUAUGUGAUACUUGCAAAUAUUUAUGCUUUAUCUGGUAGAAGGAACGAUGUUGCUAAGGUAAGAAAAAUGAUGCAGCAGUGUAGUGUAAGGAAGGAACCUGCUUGUAGCUGGGUGGAGGUUGAGAAUGCAGUCCAUUUGUUUGUUGCAGAUGAUGAUACUCAUCCUCAGAGCAAAGAGAUUUAUGAAAAGUGGGAAAGUAUAAGUUCAAAAAUCAAAGAAAUUGGGUAUGUGCCUGACACAAGCCAGGUUCUCUUGUUUGUGAAAGAGUGUGAGAGAGAAGCAAAAUUGCAGCAUCAUAGUGAAAAGCUUGCCUUGGCAUUUGCUUGUCUACAUACACUGCCUAAAUCCACCAUCCGGAUUAAUAAGAACAUCCGAGUAUGUAGUGAUUGUCAUUUAGCUUUUAAGUUUGCUUCAAUGGUACUCGAAAGAGAAAUUAUAGUGAGAGAUACAAACCGUUUCCAUCAUUUUCGAAAUGGUUCUUGCUCUUGUGGGGAUUACUGGUAGUGUUAAAGAUCUAACAACCAUAUACUUAAUCUCUUAGAUAGUGUAUAUAUCAGUGUGCUAAGAGUUAUGUGCUUGUGAAGUUCGGUACUGUAAACUUGUGGAGCAGAGUUCUGAUUCAUCAAAGAGGAGCUGGAAUAUAUUGGGCUUUUUUGCUACAUGAGAUACUACUAACAAUAGGAUUCUCUUGUGAAGAAGUACAAUUUAUGCCAGUGGAUGCAAGAAGUGAAAAAUGUGCUGAAAACGGUUGCCUUCGAAACUUCUCAAGGUGUUAUUCACAUAUCGGGGUUUUCUUCUUCUUUUUCCCCUCCUGUGUAUCGUUUAUUUGUAACCACCAUUGACCAUCAGCUAUAGCCUAUAUGCAUAUUAGUAUUGUCUCUG
This is a messenger RNA of Beta vulgaris subsp. vulgaris (sugar beet), 2651 nucleotides long. Its product is annotated as pentatricopeptide repeat-containing protein At3g24000, mitochondrial. Bases 273 to 2273 code for a protein of 666 amino acids. Gene Ontology annotation, biological process: RNA modification. The transcript has 2 exons. Lineage: Eukaryota; Viridiplantae; Streptophyta; Magnoliopsida; Caryophyllales; Amaranthaceae. The record is from RefSeq and is a predicted model, not a curated record. Gene Ontology annotation, molecular function: protein binding; zinc ion binding; RNA binding.